Messenger RNA from Ceratotherium simum simum (southern white rhinoceros), 1153 nucleotides. RefSeq names its product aurora kinase A and ninein interacting protein (gene AUNIP). The record is from RefSeq and is a predicted model, not a curated record. Gene Ontology annotation, biological process: spindle organization. Lineage: Eukaryota; Metazoa; Chordata; Mammalia; Perissodactyla; Rhinocerotidae. Gene Ontology annotation, cellular component: spindle pole; centrosome.
UGAGGUGGCCCCAGCCCCAGCCCGGUGUCCGGUUGGCUCGGUCUCUUCACCGGCCAUGAGGCGGAGUGGCCGCGAGGGGGAGGCCUGCGGCGUGUGGCUGGACGCGGCGGCGCUGAAGAGGCGGAAAGUGCAGACACAUUUAAUCAAGCCAAGCACCAAAAUGCCAACACUCUUUCCUGGAGAGAGAAAGGGUAAGAUUUCUUUUACCCAAAGAAGAACUCCACCUGCAGGCAUUUGGCAGACCAGCAUUGCUUCCUUCUUCACCUUGCAGCCAGGAAAGACAAAUGGUGGUGAUCAGAGGAGUGUUUCAUCUCAUAUAGAAAGUCAGAGCAACAAAGAAUCUAAGCAAGACACAACCCAGCAAGAACAUCUGAUCCAGGGCUUGGGGGAUGAUUGCAUGGCAUCCCCUUUAGCCACUUCAACCCCUGCAGACAUCCAGGAAGCUGGACUUGGUCCUCAGUCUCUCCAGGCGUCUGACCACCACAGAAUGGGAACCCCAUCCUUGACUGUGCUGUCUUUGUUCCAGCCUGACACCUUAGUCUGUGCUGGAGAGAGUCAAGACUCACUGGCUUAUUCCUUCACUCAGGACUUGGAAAGUUCUUGCUUGCUGGGCCAAAAGGAGGCAGUGAAGGAUUCUUCCUGGAAAAGGGACUGGCUUCAUGGACCUAAGAAAAAGAACUAUCAGGGUAUGGAGAGACAUAGUAAACCACCUGGGGGCAAGGGCCAUCAGCCCCUGGACAAGACUAAAUUUGAAAAGGUGUCUGCCAAGGAAAACAGAAGGGAUUUCUGGAGCAGAGAAAACACAAAAUCAGUGAAACGAAGCCCCUGUCCUGUUCCUGUGUUUUCUUGGGACAGUGAAAACCAUGACAAGGACUCCUGGAGUCAGCUUUUCACUGAGGAUUCUCAGGGCCAGCGGGUCAUCGCCCACAACUUUAGAGCUCCUUUCCGAGAUGUAACCAACAACAGGAAUCAGGGCUUAGGGCAGUUUCCCAACAGCCCUUGGGCUCAAUGCCAGGAUAGGCCCACUCAGUUAAAUCUGCAGCCUGAUUUGCUCUUUACCCAGGACUCUGAAGUCCAAGCUCUAGUUCGGCAAGACUGUUGCAGAAGGUUUCUAAUUGAGAGGCAGAAACAUCUGCGGUGAGGAAGGCAGCUA